AUGUUUGGUCAGCCUAGGUUGUUUGGUGCGAACUCGCAGCCGUUUGGAUCUACUAAUAAUACUGGAUCAACAGGCGCAUUUGGAAAUGUACAAAACAACAAUGUUCAAUCUGGUUUUAGUGGUUUUGGUAGCAACAACAACGCAAGCAAUGCACCACAAAGCGGUGCUUUUGGAGCAAAUACCAGUAGUUUGAACUCUCCUUUUGGAUCAAACAACAAUGCCAUGGGAACUCCAUCCAAUUCCACAACAAGUGGAGGUGGUCUUUUCGGUAUGCAGAACCCUAAUACAUCUGGAAUGGCUGGUGGCAACUCUUUAUUUGGUAUGAACAAUAAUGGGAAUACAGGAACUACAAUGAUGGGUGGCUUGCCCGUCGGUGGUAUGAAUGCUGGUGCUGGUACUGGUACUGCAAUUAAACCAUUUCAGGUUGUGGAAGAGAAGGACAUGACAACCAAUGCUAUUAAUAUGUAUCAAAGUAUCACCUUUAUGAAUGAGUACCGCAACUAUUCUUUUGAAGAAUUGAGAAUGCAAGAUUAUAAAGCUGGUAGAAAAUUUGCUAACAGUUCCGCUACUUCAACUGGUUUUGGCACGGGCCAAAAUCAGCAGUUUGGUGCAUUUGGUAAUACUAAUUCAGCACAGCCUGGUGCACAAUCUAGUCCAUUCGGCCAAAAGCCAGCAUCCGGAGGUUUAUUUGGAGGUAAUGGUGUGGGAUCCACCUCAACAGGUCUUUUUGGAUCCAAUCAGACCUCUACAAAUACUUUUGGUGCUAACAACGGAAGCACAUUUGGAAACAAUGCUGCAAGUAGUGGCGGUCUUUUCGGUAGCACAAAUAAUACCAAUACCAACACUGGGAUGUUUGGUUCAGCAUCUAAUGCAAAUUCGGGAGGUUUAUUCAACCAACAGAAUCAAACACAACAACAACAAUCAUCUCCCUUCGGGGCUUCCAGUGGUUUUGGUAAACCUCCUGCAUCUUCUGGAGGGCUGUUCGGGCAAACUGGCGCUAACCCAUUUAGUAGCAAUAAUGCUAAUACUGCUUUUGGACAAACUGCGCAACAACAAACGCCAAAUCAGGGAGGUCUUUUUGGUCAAAGCAAUCAAUCACAAGGCACCGGGCUUUUUGGUCAGUCAGGGCAACAACAACCUCAGGGCGGUCUUUUUGGUCAAGCUGCUAAUGGUAAUUCCUUAUUUGGUAGUAAACCUCAACCAUCGACUGGUUUUGGGCAACAGACAACUAGUGCCGGCGGAUUCGGGUCUUCGGGAGGUUUAUUUGGAGGGCAAAAUACACAACAACAAGGCGGAUUAUUUAACCAAACUUCUCAAACCCAAACUGGUGGUCUUUUUGGACAAAAUCAGCCACCAAAUCAAGCGGGUGGGUUAUUCUCACAAACUCAAAAUACAAAUGCUAAUUCACCCUUUGGAAUGAAAUCAGCUACUCCUGCUGGAGGGCUAUUUGGAAAUAACCAAGGCCAACAAGGAGGUGGUAUUUUCAAUCAGAAUCAAAAUCAACAACAAGGAAACACUACAGGCUUGUUUGGUGGUGGCCAAAGUCAGCAAACUCAAUCUAAUACGGCGGGCAGCUUAUUCGGCCAAAAACCCACUGGUUUUGGUUCUACUGCACAACCCAAUACCUCUUCGUUUGGUAAUACUCAGUCUUCUGGAGGUCUAUUCGGUAACAAAAGUACUGGAGGUGGACUUUUUGGAUCGACUAAUACUCAAAAUACUACCCCUAGCUUUGGAUCUGGUGGAACUCAGUCUUUGUUGGGUGCAAAGCCUGCUGGUGGUUUGGGUGGUUUGGGUGCACAGCAACCUGCAGCAACUCAAACAUCUGGUUUGUUCAACAAACCCGCUACCUCAACAUCAUUUGGUGGAACAUCAAGUCUGUUUGGUAAUAAAGCAGGACCUCAACAGGGUAGCACAGGUGGGUUGUUUGGUAGUAACUCAACCUCAAACAUUGGUGCGGGUUUGGCUACUAGUCAACAGUUUUCAAAUAAUAGCGCUAAUCAGCAAAUAGGAAACCCCAGCCAAAAUAACGAUCAAGAAAAGUUACAACAACAGCAAUUACUGGUCACUAAUCCUUAUGGAACGAAUGAACUGUUUAGCAAGGUUCAACAAGCAGCACCGGGCUCAAUGCAGGUUAGUGUGCAGAUUCAGGUUAGUGCAACUAAGAUUGAUGCAGAUAAUAAAAAGAAAAGUGAUUUAAUUAGUGCCUAUAAGCAUACACCAAAACCUUUAUUUGCAGCAGCUUUGUCUGGAAAAGGCCUCGUAGCUGAGAAAACUAAUGAAAUAAAAAAUGAUCUAGAUAAAGAAACCUCAACAAGAAUAAUGAAUAACGAGAUUGACGCUAAUUUCCAACAAAUUGGUUCAAAACUUUUCGAACCUGACUCUCUUAUGUUCAAGCAGUUGUUAAAAUCGAAAGGUAAUCACAGGAAUAAAGAUUUGAAGAGCAAGGAGAAGCUUUUUAUCGCAAAUGUUGCUGAUAGUAAUUUGAACGAAGCCGAUAAAGACAAGGCCAAAAAUGAAAUAGCUAAACUUAACGCUUCUCAGGUCGUUGCCACAACCUUGGCUUCUUCUGUGAGGGAGACUGAGAAACAGGAAAAAAUUGAAACUGAUAUAUGUAACGAGAAUGCAAUUUCUGAAUCUAAGCUUGAUGGCAUUGAUGAUCUAGAAUUUGUUGAUGAAAAUUAUUAUAUUUCUCCUUCUCUUGAUACAUUAGCUACACUAUCCAAAUAUGAAAUUCAGAAGGUUGAGAAUUUGGUUGUUGGCAAUAAACAAUAUGGUAAGAUUGAGUUCUUAGAUCCUGUUGAUCUGUCGGAUAUUCCUUUGGGUUCGAUAUGUGACGAUCUAGUAGUUUUUCAGCCGAUGUCCGUCUUGUUAUACAAUAAUAGCACCAACGUUCCUGAAAAGGGUAAAGGUCUAAAUGUAAGGGCACGUAUAAGUUGUUACAAUUGUUAUCCUUUAGACAAAUCUACCAGAAAGCCAAUCAAGGAUCCUAACCAUAGAAUUAUGGAAAGGUACUCAGAGAAGCUGAAGAAAAUUCCUCAUACUCAUUUUGAAUCAUAUGAUCCGGCUUCUGGAACAUACUGCUUCACUGUUGAUCAUGCAUUAAUAUAG
Molecule: messenger RNA, 3108 nt
Organism: Nakaseomyces glabratus
Lineage: Eukaryota; Fungi; Ascomycota; Saccharomycetes; Saccharomycetales; Saccharomycetaceae
Gene: nup116
Product: nup116
Biological process (GO): RNA export from nucleus; telomere tethering at nuclear periphery; protein import into nucleus
Cellular component (GO): nuclear pore cytoplasmic filaments; nuclear pore
Molecular function (GO): RNA binding; structural constituent of nuclear pore
Source: RefSeq, a predicted model, not a curated record